AUGGAUUCAAGCAGCAGCAGUGAUGAAGACUGUGACGCCUAUGAGUCUUCUUCUGAUGACUCUUCUUCUGACGACUCUUCUUCUGAUGACUCUUCUUCUGAUGACUCUUCUUCUGACAAAUCUUCUUCUGACAAGUCUUCUUCUGGCAAGUCUUCUUCUGGCAAGUCUUCUUCUGGCAAGUCUUCUUCUGAGUCCUCUGAUGAGUCUUCUGACACUGAGGGCUCCAGUGUUCAGAAGACUUCAGUAAUUGUUAUUGAUGAUGAAGAUGGCAAACCCCAUUUGAGGGAUGCUGAGAAGAAAAGAGAGGAUUCUAGUGUUGAGUGCCAAAUGCCUAUGCUUGAAAAGGAGGUAGUUGAAUGUAUUGAAUCUGAGCCCACUUCAUCUGAUGUUUAUGAAAUAUGGGAUCUUGGUGAAAGUUUCAAAGAACCACCACUGGAGCUUGAGCAGGGACCUGAGCCCGAGCUUGAGCUGGAGCCCCAGUGGGAGUUGGAGCCAGAGCCUGAGCUGGAGCCCCAGCGGGAGCCAGAGCCUGAGCCGGAGCCCCAUUGGGAGUCUGAGCCAGAAACUGAGCCAGAACCCCAGUGGGAAUCUGAGCCAGAGCCUGAGCUGGAGCCUCAGCUGGAGCCCGAGCCAGAAACCAAGCCAGAGCCUGAGCCAGAGCCCCAGUGGGAAUUACAGCUGGAGCCUCAGCUGGGGCCCGAGCCAGAAACCAAGCCAGAGCCUGAGCCAGAGCCCCAGUGGGAAUUACAGCUGGAGCCUCAGCUGGGGCCCGAGCCAGAAACCAAGCUAGAGUCUGAGCUGGAGCCCCAGUGGGAAUUUGAGCUAGAGGCUGAGCCAGCACCCCAGUGGGAAUUAGACCCAGAGCCUGAGCUAGAGCCUCAGCUGGGGCCCGAGCCAGAAACCAAGCCAGAGCCUGAGCCAGAGCCCCAGUGGGAAUUACAGCUGGAGCCUCAGGUGGGGCCUGAGCCAGAAACCAAUCUAGAGCCUGAGCCCCAGUGGGAAUUACAGCUGGAGCCUCAGGUGGGGCCCGAGCCAGAAACCAAUCUAGAGCCUGAGCCAGAGCCCCAGUGGGAAUUACAGCUGGAGCCUCAGGUGGGGCCCGAGCCAGAAACCAAUCUAGAGCCUGAGCCAGAGCCCCAGUGGGAAUUACAGCUGGAACCUCAGGUGGGGCCCGAGCCAGAAACCAAUCUAGAGCCUGAGCCAGAGCCCCAGUGGGAAUUACAGCUGGAGCCUCAGCUGGGGCCGGAGCCAGAAACCAAGCUAGAGCCUGAGCUGGAGCCCCAGUGGGAAUUCGAGUUAGAGGCUGAGCCAGCACCCCAGUGGGAAUUAGACCCAAAGCCUGAGCUAGAGCCUCAGGUGGGGCCCGAGCCAGAAACCAAGCCAGAGCCUGAGCCAGAGCCCCAGUGGGAAUUAGAGCUGGAGCCUCAGGUGGGGCCCGAGCCAGAAACCAAUCUAGAGCCUGAGCCAGAGCCCCAGUGGGAAUCUGAGCCAGAACCUCAGUUGGGGCCUGAGCCAGAAACCAAGCUAGAGCCUGAACUGGAGCCCCAGUGGGAAUCCGAGCCAGAACCUCAGUUGGGGCCUGAGCCAGAAACCAAGCUAGAGCCUGAGCCGGAGCCCCAGUGGGAAUCCGAGCCAGAACCUCAGCUGGAACCUCAGUUGGGGCCUGAGCCAGAAACCAAGCUAGAGCCUGAGCCAGAGCCCCAGGGGGAAUCUGAGCCAGAACCUGAGCUGGAGCCCCAGAAGGAGUCUAAGCCAGUACCCGAGCUAGAGCCUGAGCUCCAACUGGAGUUCAAGCCUGAGCUGGAGCCCCAGCCAGAGUCCAAGCCAGAACCUGAGCUAGAGCCAGAGCCCCUAAAGCCUGAGCCUGAGCCGGAACCCCAGCGGGAGCCAGAGCCAGGGCCAGAGCCUGAGCUUAAGCAGGAACCAGAGCAGGAGCCCAAGCUGGUGCUGGAGCCAGAGCUUGAGCAAGAUGUUACAGCCAAAGAGGCUAAGGAGAGAAAGGCUGCAGCUCUGCAGGCACAACAAAGGAGAAAGAAGAGGAAAAAUAGAUUCAUAUGUAUGGCACCUCCUAAGUCACGUAGGAAACGGCGUCGGGCCAUCUCACAGGAUGCGCCCAGCCUGCCAAGUGCCUCUGCAGAGCCUAGUGCUUCUGAUGAUCCCAUAUCAUCAGACCCACCUGAUGAUCCUGCUGAAUUUGUGCCAUUAAAGAAACCCAGAGGCAAAAGGGCACGCCCAUAUAAGUAAAAGAGAUCUUUCUGCAAAUGGGGGUGGGGGCUCCCAUGUCCAUCUUAAGCUCUAAUAUGUUAGCAUUUACUGUUCAGUUCCCUGCAGUGCUUUCCCCAUGAAUUUCCUGUCCCAAUGUCUAGGGUUGUCAUCAUGGACAUGCCCCCACGACUCUGGCCAGUUGUCAAUUACCCUGUGCAGCCAUAAGUUAGGGGGAGUCCUCCCUCCUAGUUUAAUAGUUUUAAGAGUUUUUCUCAAGUGUUGUAUGUAGCAUCUUGCUGAAUUUGUCCCUCAGUAGUUGGUUCAUAAGAGGACUCUUAAUGAUUUAUUCUUUUAAGGGUCUAGCCUCAUGA
Molecule: messenger RNA, 2576 nt
Organism: Phodopus roborovskii (desert hamster)
Lineage: Eukaryota; Metazoa; Chordata; Mammalia; Rodentia; Cricetidae
Product: germ cell nuclear acidic protein-like
Exons: 2
Coding region: 1-2244 (747 amino acids)
Source: RefSeq, a predicted model, not a curated record